Molecule: messenger RNA, 441 nt
Organism: Helianthus annuus (common sunflower)
Lineage: Eukaryota; Viridiplantae; Streptophyta; Magnoliopsida; Asterales; Asteraceae
Exons: 3
Coding region: 1-441 (146 amino acids)
Source: RefSeq, a predicted model, not a curated record
AUGGCAGGAGUUGCGCUAACCACUAGCCUUGCAAUGGUCCAAACCUCACGCACAAUAUGCAUCCGCAGCCCCUUUUUUUCCAGGGUCUUUCAUCCUACUUCUCAUAAAAACGUUCAGGUGCGUUUGCUGGCGUCUAAACCACCAUCAGAUGCAGCAAAACGUGGUGUCGAUGAGGUGAAGAAAGCCAGUAACAACAUUAAAGAACAUGUUUCUUCUCAAACCGAAAAUAUUGCCAGCCAAUCUAAAGACGCAGCCGGCAAAGUUGCGGGGGCUGCAGAAAACAUAGCCGAGAAAGCGAAACAAAAAGCACAAGAUGCAUGGAAGGCUGCUAAAGAUGCGGCUCAGAAAGUGAAAGAAAAUGUGCCUCAGAAGGCCGAUGAGGCUGCGAAUGCCGUAAAAGAAAACAUAGACAUCGCCAAACGCAAAAUAUCUAAAGAUUAA